AUGAGCUCAGCCGUAGCGCCUGUGCCGCCGGCGUCGCCGCCCAGGGCGCAGACUGCGCCUGCUGGUAGCAGCGGCGGCGGCGGCACCACCACCACCAACCCCAACGGCCACCAGCCGGGCCUCGACGAGAACGAGUACCGGGCCGUGGUCCUCCACCUCACCGACAGCCGGUCCGAGGCUGACAUCGACAGCGAGCUCGCCGCGCGCGCCGCCGCGCUGGGCAUCUCCACGACGACGCUGUCUCGGCCCGCCAGCGCGACUGCCCAGAAGCACCCGACCAACACGUCCUGCGCCGAGUCGGCCAUCACCGUCGCGACCGCCGGCCACGCCCGGAGCUUCUCCACGGGCUCCGCCGCGACGGCGAGCACGGCGCUCACCUCGCACUCCUCCCUGAGGGAGAUUGGCAAGACGGACGGCGCCGUCCUGGAGGUCAUAAGGAAGCGCGCGGACCGCUUGAGCUUCUCGCAGUAUGACAAGUACCUCGCCAAUGUCGACCCGGACCUCAAACAGCCCAAGCUGGACAGACUGGGCACAUCCGAGUCGACGGCGAGCGUAUUCAGCACAAAGUCCAGGAAGGGCUACACAAACUUCAGGCGCAGCCUCGAGAGGGUGUCUUGGCUGAGGAAGCGGUCGACGGACCUUGGCGGACGUGAUGCCGUGCCGUGUAUCUGUUGCCGGGAAGAAUUCGAGCCAGACCAGACGCUGCACUACCUGCCUUGUGGCCACACCUACUGUUCGAAAUGUCUGCAUGUCAUGAUCAACCAGGCAGGCGCGGACGAGUCCAAGAUGCCGCCGCGAUGCUGUACACAGCCGAUCCCCUCCUCGACCGUCAGGUCUGUGCUGAGUCGGGACGAGCAGCACUCAUUCCUGAAAGCCGUUGUCCAGUUCUCGGUCCCAUGGGAGGCUCGGAUAUUCUGCCCGGCCAUGACCUGUCUCGAGUUCAUACCGCCGCGGAGCAGGAUCGACCCGAAGCACCCCUCCGAAGUUGUGUGCAGGAAAUGCCGGACGCGCGUGUGUGUAAUGUGCAAGAAGCAAGCGCAUCCGUUCGGGCAGGAUUGCCCCGGCGACUGGGAACUAGACGCGGUGCUGAAGAUGGGGGAGAAGUCUGGCUGGCGACGCUGUUAUAAAUGUCGGUCCCUGGUCGAGCUGACGGACGGAUGCACGCACAUGACUUGCCGGUGCAAGGCGCAAUUUUGCUAUAUAUGCGGCGCUGUCUGGGACAACACCCUCGGGUGCCCAAACUACUGUGACGGAGAAGGAGAGCUGGAGCGGAUGAGGCAGGAAGAGGCCGCGCGGACCGCCGAGGAAGACGCGAUCAAGGAGGAGCAGCGAAAGGCGGUGGUCCGAGCCGAGGAAGAGAGAAAAGAGGCCGACGAGAGGACCGCCUCGAGCGAGGAGUUCAAGGCUCUGCGCGCGGAUCAAGAGCAGGAGAUGGCAAGGUUUCGCAUGUUUGAGCGAAAAACGAGAUGGGUGCAGUGGUCGCGGCACUCGCAGACCAAGUCGGCCAUGGUUGGCGAAUUUGCGAGCCGGGUAGAGAAGAUGAAGGAGCGGCACGCCAAGACGGCUCAGCAGCUGGAGGAUCGGCAGGUCGCCGCGGAGAUGGAGCUCCGGGCCACGCUGGAACAGAGCGAGAGGAGUGUCCGCAUCCGCCUGCGGCACAUGGAAGCCUACUGCGACGCCCUCGGCCGCGGCCGCGGCCGCCAGGACGAGAAGGACCCCGGCAUGCCGCCCAGGGUUGUGACGGAGCGAGACUUGAGGGAGCUCGGCCAGCAGUACAAUCUCAGGGACGGCAUGGAGCGGCUGCACCAGGCCCGGAUCAACGUCCUGCGCGACCAGCAGGCCAAGCGCAUGGAGGACCUGCUGGACCGUCAAGAGCGGGAGAUGGAGACGCUGCUCGAGUCUCGGGCCCAGUCGAUCCAGGACCUCGAGGCCGACUUUGUGCAGGACGAAGAGGCCCUGACGCGCCUCUUUGAAGACCGGAAGAAUGCGCUGUACCGGCGCUGGGAGCUCGCCGGGGAGAUCAUGAGGAAGGAACUGGAGCAGGAGCAGGGCGUCGCGUACGGGCCCAUGCAGCUGCCCGAGUGGCCGGCAGCUCUUGAGGAGGAGGUCUUUGACGAGGGAGGGAUCGACGACCCGGUGAUGACUACGACUACGGGGGCGCAGGACUAA
Molecule: messenger RNA, 2169 nt
Organism: Thyridium curvatum
Lineage: Eukaryota; Fungi; Ascomycota; Sordariomycetes; Thyridiales; Thyridiaceae
Exons: 1
Coding region: 1-2169 (722 amino acids)
Biological process (GO): ubiquitin-dependent protein catabolic process; positive regulation of proteasomal ubiquitin-dependent protein catabolic process; protein polyubiquitination
Cellular component (GO): ubiquitin ligase complex; cytoplasm
Molecular function (GO): ubiquitin conjugating enzyme binding; ubiquitin protein ligase activity; zinc ion binding
Source: RefSeq, a predicted model, not a curated record